This is a messenger RNA of Acanthoscelides obtectus, 2070 nucleotides long. The record is from the annotation of a GenBank genome assembly. NCBI's taxonomy places the organism in Eukaryota, Metazoa, Arthropoda, Insecta, Coleoptera, Chrysomelidae.
UUUCAAGUUAAGUAAUCCCCGGCUGGCCCCAUUUAAUAAAAGGAAGCGAGCGCCAGUAUCGAUCAAACUUUUAACCUCCACCAAACGAUUUGACAAUCAAUUCUGUCUACUUCACGCACAACAUGCCUAUAGUAAUAAAAGACUUCAAGUGGAAACAGACCCCGCAAAAUGUUACCAUCCAAGCACCGAUUCGCAAGGUCCACCCUGCAAAGGCGGACAUUUUCAUUGCGUCCAGAUACGUGAAAGUUACUUACGACAGGCACUUUUUCGAGGUGUUACUUUUCGAUAAAAUAGUCACAGACCGUAGCAAAUGUACGAUAACAGACGAUGAGGUUGUCUUUGAGCUUGAAAAGGAGGAAGCGAAAGACUGGCCUUUGGUGGAACCUGAUCUACCCAAGAAGGAGAAGUUACAGCUCAAAGCUCAAGUUUUGGAGGAGGCGUACAAAGAUAUACAGAAACGAUCAGAAGACCUAGCAGGCAAAAAAUCUGAAUUGAAACGAGUCGCCGUCCAAAAGCAGAUCGAAACAGAUACAAGUAUCAGAGGGAAAAUAGAGACCAUUAAAAAGGAGGAAGAGAAGAAUGCUCUUGGAGAUUUAGAAGAAUGGAGGAAAAGUGUGGAAAAAUAUAGAGCCAAACAGAAGUCAUCCAAGCAUCUAAGGAAGAUUCCACCAAAAAUACGCGAGGAGAAUGUUGAGGCGAAAAUUGAAGAACCAGCACCGUUAAGAGCAUCUCGCACCCUCGAAGUGGACUUCUCAGUAAGAGAGUUCCCCACACCUUGUAGAGAAUCCAUGUUGGAGGAAGAGAAUAAGUGGCUGACCAAACAGGCAGAGGCUCGAAGGUCAGCCGGGUUUGUAAGCGAAGACAUCAGGCCCGAAGAAAAGAACCCCCAGUAUAUCCAGGCCAAGGGAGAUGAGUUUAUGAAGAACAGAAAUUAUUUGGGUGCUAUCAGCGCGUACAGCUACGGGAUCAAGAUCAGCAAGAACUUUGUUGAUUUUUAUAUACGGAGGGCGGAGGCUCACAUGGCUGUAGGAAAUAUGAACAAGGUGGUUAGAGAUUGCAGCUCAGCCAUGGAGCUGCUUGUACCCCCAGUACCUUCCAACCAACGACAGAGAGCGCUCUGUACAGGCAGACGAGGCAUAGCCUUGUGCAAGCUCGGCAUGCUAAGACAGGGCAUCGACGAACUGGUUUUCAGUCUCAAGCUAAUGCCGAACGCAGAAUUUAUGGAGGCUCUGGAUCACGCUAGAAAGGAUUAUGAGGUGCAAAAGAACGAGGAGAAAAAAGCUGAAGAGAAAAGAAGGGAAGAAGACGGGGUACAAAGAGAGAGGGAAUCUGAGGAGGAAAAGGCGGGGCGACAUAAGGAAACUGAAAAUAUAGGAAAUGGUAAUGGCAAUAAUGAAAGAACCCAAACAAAAAAUGGAAUAGCAGGAAAACAAAAGACAGAAGAACAAUCAAAUGAGGAAAAAAAGCAAGGAGUUACAAAUCAAGAUGUCGAAGAGAAAUCGUAGAUAACUUUUAUUGUUACAUGAAAUAUAACUUGUAGUUUUAUUAUGAUAUGAUAUACCUAUUUAGUUCCCUUCUUUGAGUUUGCGAGGCAGUGCUCGAAAAUAAAACAAGUUCCCUGUAUCAUUGUUAAGCGUAGACAUGAUCAACUUUCCUUUCAAACAAAAAGUGGCGUCAAGUAGGUCCAAUCUACACAUCCCACGCAACGCCGUCUUCAGUUCAUAAAGAAUUAUAUUCGGCACAAGUUCGGUCCUGUCGAAAUAAGACCUUAUAUACUGGAUAGAGAAUAGUUGCUAUGAUUUCUUUCGUUGUCCCAGAGAUCAUGCUGAUGAUUUGCCAAAAAAGCACGAAACAAACAACUGUCAUUGUUAGAGGGUUCUACCCUCCGGUUUUAGGGUAAAUCUGUAACUUCCUACCAAUGGUAGCCGUUCGGAGAUAGUCAAGUUUUUUUUUAUUUUAGUUUUUUUGGAUAACCAUUUAGCUAGGGUGGGUAAUACAUAAAUUCAUUCUUGUUAACCUGUCCUCCAGGACUUCUUUUGUUUGUUCAAUAAAUGUCUGGGUACCUUGUGA